UGAACAAUAACCUGUUUCUAUGACUGCCUUCCGCUUUGGUGCCAGCAUUGUAUCACUGUCCGCAGAUAGCCUUGAUCACAUCACGGACCACGGUGAUUUACGCAUUUAUCUGCCGGUGAACCCUCUCCCGCCUGUUUCCGCCUUCCUCGCAAAAUAUCUGCAACAGAUCCCAUUGCACGGGCCAUUCGUAUGGGAUGGUGUGUCUAGAGUCGCGGGAAAUUCUCUUUUCCCAUCUUCGUGCCCCAUUGUUGUCAAAUAUUUUGGGCGCUGGCGCGAAAUGGGUGGAAAGUGAUAGCUGAUAGCACCCGGAACCAAUGCUGCGCGCUUGCCGCUUGAAGCGGGAGAGCUUCGUGCGCGAACGGAUCACUUGUCUCAUUGUCGUACCCAUCCGAUAAAUUCUGUAAAACAGAUGCGAGAAAAAGCGAUGCAUGGGUACCGAUGCUUGUAUCACUUCCGGCGCUGUUCCUGAGCGCUCCAGAGAGUAUAAAUGUAGACAACAUGGACGAGAAUAUCUCACAAUGAAGUACUCUUAUCCCCCAACGUCAAUUCCCUCUUCUUCUUCUUCCUCGCCUACGGUGAUAGUGGCGAGGUCUCCUCUGAUACUUCUUGGAAUUUCGGCUAUCCUCAAUGCUCUAUUUUUGUACACUUGGUACUUCCAGCCACCGGAGUGCAAGAGUGACUGGAAGCUAUAUUCGCCAGUACAAGAUGUCGUCUCGUACCAUCCUGUCAAAUUCAACCCCGGCUUUGCUUGGGACAUGCCUAUUUACGAACAAGAACCUACCGAUGAAGUUGAUCAAGCUUGGGCAGAACUAUAUCAAUAUACUGUCAGUCGGGUCUCAAAGUCGGAGGCGAUGGAGAUGGCCAAUCGCACGUACCCAUUGCCUCAUGAAGAAGGCUAUUACAUGAGUGGAUUGGAUGUGUUCCACCAGCUGCACUGCCUGGACAUGGUACGAAUGUCACUGCAUCCGGAACGCUAUCCAGGCGUCGACUCUCCACAUAGGAAACUGCACGUCGCGCAUUGCUUGGGCCACGUUCGUCAGGCGCUGAUGUGCGCGGCGGAUAUCACUCCCAUCUCGUGGCAGUGGAAUGAGCAAGCUCAGACUGUUAGGCGACGAGACGAUGUGGUACAUACGUGCCGGAAUUUCGAGGCUAUACAGGGAUGGGCCAAGGAAAGAUUCGUUUCAAUUAGCGAUGAAGAAUUGAAAGUGUACGUGAACGACGGGCUGCAGUAAUCCUCUAGGCCCCACACCGGAGUUUCAUACUACUAAUAUUCUAUAUUAUUUCACUACAAUAAUAUAAAUUAUAAAUUAUACUAUUACCAAUAUUAAUUUAAUUCAAUAUUUAUCAACCAUGACAUCAUGUGAC
This is a messenger RNA of Desarmillaria tabescens, 1365 nucleotides long. RefSeq lists its product as uncharacterized. The transcript is spliced from 5 exons. The record is from RefSeq and is a predicted model, not a curated record. NCBI's taxonomy places the organism in Eukaryota, Fungi, Basidiomycota, Agaricomycetes, Agaricales, Physalacriaceae. Gene Ontology annotation, biological process: mycotoxin biosynthetic process. Bases 429 to 1232 code for a protein of 267 amino acids.